Messenger RNA from Mytilinidion resinicola, 282 nucleotides. RefSeq lists its product as uncharacterized. Lineage: Eukaryota; Fungi; Ascomycota; Dothideomycetes; Mytilinidiales; Mytilinidiaceae. The coding region runs from base 1 to 282 and encodes 93 amino acids. The record is from RefSeq and is a predicted model, not a curated record. The transcript is spliced from 2 exons.
AUGAACAACCAAGGCAACGCCCAGCAGACCAACGCGUCUGGUAACGAGGACUACGUCGACAAGGGACUCGAUGCCGUUGAGAAGAAGUUCGGUGGCGCGUACGGCGCUGACCCGGGGAAGAACCGCGGCGUCAACGAGAAGAUCGUAGGUUGCUCCUUCCCCCGCCUAACACUUCCUCGGUCGGAAACAUCGUUUGCUGACAUGGUUUUGGAGACCGACGGCGCGCGCGGCUUGUUCGAGAAGGCUACUGGCAAGAAGGUGCCCGACAAGUUCUCCAACUAG